AUGAAGGCCGACCCUGACACGUACAUCAACUUGAUUGCAUUGUCCGAGCGUUUGAGCUGCUUCGACAGCGGCUCGCCGCUGUUCCUUGGCGCCGUGCACGCCGCGGUGCCACCACGGCACUUGCAGGAGCAGUGGCCCGCAUUGUUCUUCGGGCAGGGCGGCUGCGGCUACAUAGGGCGGGGCCUGCGCCGUCGCUGA
Prorocentrum cordatum is the source of this 198-nucleotide messenger RNA. NCBI's taxonomy places the organism in Eukaryota, Dinophyceae, Prorocentrales, Prorocentraceae. The record is from the annotation of a GenBank genome assembly.